AUGGAGGACAAACACCAAGAAUCAUUCCACAUGCCCUCAAUUCAACCUGUAAUGGGAACCUCCUUAUAUGCAAUCCAAGAAGAAGCCACCACCACCAAGUCUCUAAGGCCCUUGUCUUUAAUCUUAACCAGAGUCCAUGCAGGCUAUUUUGGCAUAACCCUCUCCAUCUCAUCCCAAGCUCUCUUGUGGAAGAUACUGAGCAGCCCAGUGAAUAGCUCACAGGGCCUCCAUCACAUGUUCCACAAGCUUCCGUCACUAUCUUUCCUUCUCCUGUGGUGUUUAGCCUUCCCAAUACAAGUCUUCCUCUCUCUUCUCUACACACUCAAGUGCUUCCUCCACUUCAACAUGGUCAAGCAAGAGUUCAAGCACCAUGUUGGAGUGAACUACCUGUUUGCCCCCUGGGUCUCUUGGCUUCUCUUGCUUCAAUCAUCUCCAUGGGUUUCGCCCGAUAGCGCACUGUACGUGUUGCUUUGGUGGGCCUUUGUGACUCCUUUGAUAGCUCUUGAUGUGAAAAUUUAUGGGCAAUGGUUCACCACGGAGAAGCGGUUCUUGUCGGCGUUCGCAAGCACAGCGAGCCAUAUGACCGUCUUGGGGAACCUCGUGGGCGCGAGGACGGCUGCGCUGAUGGGGUGGAAGGAGAGUGCUCUAUGCAUGUUUUCACUUGGGAUAAUUCACUAUUUGGUGAUAUUUGUGACCCUAUACCAGAGAUUAUCUGGUGAAAAUUAUUCACCGCCAAACCUCCGGCCAACUCUCUGCUUGUUCUUCGCCGUGCCGAGCACGGCGAGUUCCUCCUGGAGAUCUAUCUCAGGAAGUUUCGACCAACCCUCCAAGAUGAUGUUCUACUUGUCUCUCUUCAUUUUCGCAUCUCUGGCUUGUCGGCCUCUGCUCUUCAAGAGAUGCAUGAGGCGAUUCAAUGUCGCGUGGUGGGUUUACUCUUUCUCUCUCACCUUCCUCGCUCUAUCCUCAGCUGAGUACGCCCACGACAUGAGAGGGAUCAGAGGAAAAGGGCUCAUGCUCGCGUUAUCGGCCUUGUCGGUUGUGGUUUUCCUCAGUCUCUUGGUCCUCACCGCACUCAGACUCGACCAGCUCUUGUGGGAUGAAGAACAAGAUGAGGAACCAUCCCUAGGGUUUCCCAGUGACUCAGAGAGUUCUUGA
This is a messenger RNA of Rhodamnia argentea, 1155 nucleotides long. Its product is annotated as S-type anion channel SLAH4-like. Gene Ontology annotation, molecular function: voltage-gated monoatomic anion channel activity. The transcript has 2 exons. The coding region runs from base 1 to 1155 and encodes 384 amino acids. Lineage: Eukaryota; Viridiplantae; Streptophyta; Magnoliopsida; Myrtales; Myrtaceae. Gene Ontology annotation, biological process: intracellular monoatomic ion homeostasis; transmembrane transport. The record is from RefSeq and is a predicted model, not a curated record. Gene Ontology annotation, cellular component: membrane.